Messenger RNA from Closterium sp. NIES-65, 1892 nucleotides. Lineage: Eukaryota; Viridiplantae; Streptophyta; Zygnematophyceae; Desmidiales; Closteriaceae. The record is from the annotation of a GenBank genome assembly.
ACGUCAACCCAUGCACGGCGUGGGACGUGAAUCCAUGCGGUGCUGGCAGGUGCAGUGCGGUGAGGUCAGCAGCCACAGGCACAUACACCAGCACGUGCUCGUGCCCUCUCAGCCAGCCCAGCUACAAGCUCCCCCAAAUGCCCGCCUUCCAAACAUGCUUCAACGAGUUCCCCAUAUGUCGCCUUAACAGCACUGACACGUGUGCGCCUGGCGUGUGCCUGGAGAGCUAUGAUGCCUCCUCCUUGUGCCUGUGCCCGCCCGCCUUCUUCCCCCUUGACUACUCUAACCCCCUCAAGCAACCCUGCAACCAAGCCAUGAGAACUCACUUCUGGCAAGCCAUGAGAACUCACUUCUGGCAAGCCAUGAGAACUCACUUCUGGCAAGCCAUGAGAACUCACUUCUGGCAAGCCAUGAGAACUCACUUCUGGCAAGCCAUGAGAACUCACUUCUGGCAAGCCAUGAGAACUCACUUCUGGCAAGCCAUGAGAACUCACUUCUGGCAAGCCAUGAGAACUCACUUCUGGCAAGCCAUGAGAACUCACUUCUGGCAAGCCAUGAGAACUCACUUCUGGCAAGCCAUGAGAACUCACUUCUGGCAAGCCAUGAGAACUCACUUCUGGCAAACCAUGAGAACUCACUUCUGGCAAGCCAUGAGAACUCACUUCUGGCAAGCCAUGAGAACUCACUUCUGGCAAGCCAUGAGAACUCACUUCUGGCAAGCCAUGAGAACUCACUUCUGGCAAGCCAUGAGAACUCACUUCUGGCAAGCCAUGAGAACUCACUUCUGGCAAGCCAUGAGAACUCACUUCUGGCAAGCCAUGAGAACUCACCUUUUUCGCUCUACCCUGCCUCGUCUUCUACUUCUGCUCUCCCCUCAUCCCCCUUGUACCCAUGACAUCGGUCGCACUCCUCUCCCCUCACAUACCCUCCAUUACUACGGGACCCUAAACCCUUGCUUCACUGUGCCUUUUCUCUCCCACUCUACCCUUUGCUUCCCUCUGUUUCCCCCUUUACCCCACCUCUCCCCCUGCCCUUUGUCCCCUUUCCCCCCCCUCCCCCGCUCCCCUCUGUCCCUUCUCCCACUCCUCUCCCCCCAUUCUCCCCUACCCACCCUCUGUCCACCAGUGAGCAAAUCUGCCACUCGAGUGUCAUUCUUCCCAGCACCCCCCGGCCUCACAUGCCCUCUGCUGCUCGACAUCUUUGAUCUCUCACCUCAAGAGCUGCUGAAGAGCAACCAGUCCGUUCCUGAUACCUUUUCUGGUGUGGCGCUCUUUGCUCUAUUCGGCCAACCAUGCCAGCAAGCGUUAGCCCUCUGUGGUGGGCAUGGCCCCUCACCACCAAAGCCUCUGUGGUGGGCAUGGCCCCUCACCACCAAAGCCUCUGUGGUGGGCAUGGCCCCUCACCACCAAAGCCUCUGUGGUGGGCAUGGCCCCUCACCACCAAAGCCUCUCUCCCCUCCCCUCCACCUUGCUCUCCCCACCCCCACCUCUCCCCCCCACCCACUCCCCUCACUUCACCUCUUCCCCCACUCCCCACUCCCCCUCUCCCCCACCCCCCCCUCCUCCCCCACUCACUCCAUGCAGCGAAUAUGUGUGCGGCACAACCCUGACGUGCCCACACCCCCAGUGGCAGCCUGCAUGGUUCAUCACUUUUUCGAUCCGGAGACGCACACAUGCCAGCAGCUCUCCAGGCUCGGCUACGGGUUCAGCCUCAUGAGCUACUCAAAGCUUUUCCUCGCCAACCCCGCUCUCUACUGCGACCAACUGCUGCCUGGUGCAGCUGGGUGGGACGACUCGGUUCUCGACUCGGUGAGUGGGCCUGAGUUUCACGUGGCACUCAAGGUGACUUUAGAGUCGGCUCAAAAGUCACCUCAAUGCAGCUGGGUGGGAUGA